Messenger RNA from Mus musculus (house mouse), 5307 nucleotides. It is a transcript of the gene Mief1, whose product is annotated as mitochondrial elongation factor 1. Gene Ontology annotation, cellular component: mitochondrion; mitochondrial outer membrane. Gene Ontology annotation, molecular function: ADP binding; GDP binding; identical protein binding. The record is from RefSeq and is marked validated. Bases 680 to 2071 code for a protein of 463 amino acids. NCBI's taxonomy places the organism in Eukaryota, Metazoa, Chordata, Mammalia, Rodentia, Muridae. The transcript has 8 exons. Gene Ontology annotation, biological process: positive regulation of protein targeting to membrane; mitochondrial fission; mitochondrion organization.
GUCGUGCCCCGGAAGUAGAGGGGCCAUGUUGAUGGGUGACCCGGAGAGAGGUACUGGGCGAGUGGCGAGUCCUGAGGAAAGGUAGCGCGUGGUCCGCGGCCCUCCGUUGUUUUUCUGCAUCUUUUGCAUCCCGGAAGACCCUCAGGGCCAAAGGGGAGCUGUUCUGCAGUUGAGGAAAAAGGGACAGCGGUGGCUUGCCCCGGUUCGCGCUGGAAGUUAGCAAGGGUUAUGGGGAGGAUUCCUCCUUCCAGCCUAGUUUUGAGGUUGGUGAGCCCUGGGCCCUGUGCUGGCAAAGUUUGCUGAACGCCCUGAAGUGCACACAUAGUGUGACGAUUAGUACACGUCGGUCCCCCAUGGCCCCUUGGAGCCGAGAGGCAGUGCUGUGUCUGUACCGGGCUCUGCUGCGCCAAGGCCGAGAGCUUCGCUACACUGAUCGAGACUUCUACUUUGCUUCCAUCCGCCGAGAAUUCAGGAAAAAUCAGAAGCUUGAGAAUCUGGAGGCUCGAGAGAAGCAGCUGGAGAAGGGCCUGGUCUUCCUCCAUAGCAAACUAGGAGGCCUUAUCUAGGAUCCUCUUUUCCCCUCCUACCCCAGUCCCAAGACGAAGACAAAGGUGCCUUCAGAGACACUCCCGGCUCCCCACCCCACCUCACAGAUGCAUUAGGAAGCCUCAGGUGAGCAAUGGCAGGCGCUGGUGAGCGCAAAGGGAAGAAGGAUGACAAUGGCAUUGGUACGGCCAUCGAUUUUGUGCUCUCCAAUGCCCGGCUGGUGCUGGGUGUGGGUGGAGCAGCUAUGUUGGGCAUUGCCACACUGGCAGUUAAGCGGAUGUAUGACCGGGCAAUCAGUGCCCCUACCAGCCCUACCCGCCUAAGCCAUUCAGGGAAGAGGAGCUGGGAGGAGCCAAACUGGAUGGGCUCUCCUCGCCUAUUGAACAAGGACAUGAAGGCAGGCCUGAGCCGGUCCCUGCAGACCCUUCCCACAGACUCUUCUGCCUUUGACACAGAUACAUUCUGCCCACCCCGGCCCAAACCAUUGGCCAGGAGGGGCCAGGUAGACUUGAAGAAGUCACGACUCCGCAUGUCCCUGCAGGAGAAACUUCUUUCUUACUACCGGAACCGGGCAGCCAUCCCUGCUGGAGAGCAGGCUCGGGCCAAGCAAGCUGCGGUGGACAUAUGUGCUGAGCUCCGGAGCUUCCUGCGGGCCAAGCUGCCUGAUAUGCCACUUCGGGACAUGUACUUGAGUGGCAGCCUCUAUGAUGAUCUGCAGGUGGUGACGGCUGACCAUAUCCAACUCAUUGUCCCCCUUGUGCUGGAGCAGAACCUGUGGUCAUGCAUACCUGGGGAGGACACCAUCAUGAAUGUCCCUGGUUUCUUCCUGGUUCGUCGUGAGAACCCAGAGUACUUUCCUCGUGGUAGCAGUUAUUGGGACCGAUGUGUUGUAGGUGGCUACCUCUCCCCAAAGACAGUGGCAGACACCUUUGAGAAAGUGGUGGCAGGCUCCAUCAACUGGCCAGCCAUAGGGUCCCUCUUAGACUAUGUGAUCCGACCAGCACCACCCCCAGAGGCCCUGACACUAGAAGUUCAGUAUGAGAAGGACAAACAUCUUGUCAUUGACUUCCUGCCAUCAGUAACCCUUGGUGACACUGUCUUGGUGGCCAGACCACACCGGUUAGCUCAGUAUGACAACCUGUGGCGGCUGAGCCUUCGCCCUGCUGAGACAGCACGCUUACGGGCUUUGGACCAGGCGGACUCCGGCUGCCGGUCUCUUUGCCUCAAGAUCCUCAAGGCCAUAUGCAAGUCCACUCCAGCUCUGGGCCACCUCACUGCCAGCCAGCUAACCAACGUCAUCCUCCACUUGGCCCAGGAGGAGGCUGACUGGUCUCCAGACAUGUUGGCUGACCGGUUUCUACAGGCCCUGAGGGGACUCAUCAGCUACUUGGAGGCUGGGGUCUUGCCCAGUGCCCUGAACCCUAAGGUGAACCUAUUUGCAGAGCUCACCCCUCAAGAAAUAGACGAGUUGGGAUAUACCCUCUACUGCUCGCUGUCUGAGCCGGAGGUGCUGCUGCAGACGUAGGGCAGGUAAAGGCCCAGUCUCUCCGUUAGAAACACUUGGCUACGUGGUUGGUGCCUCACAGGGUCCCUAGGUGCCUCCUGUUUUGCUGGUAAUUGUCCUGGUCACUUCAUGCUGAUGAGAUUGACGUCCCUGCGGUUUCCCCACCCACCCCUAUUUUUGUAACCAAGCACUGUGCUCCCCACUUGCCGCCUUACUCUAGGCUGAGUUUUUUUGUUUUUUGUUUUUUUGGUUUUUUUUUUUUUUUUUUUUGGAACAAACAGAGGGUGUGGAGUGCUGGCCUCAGCCUUUGGGUGUUUUGUUUUUGGCCCGGUUUUCUUGCUUUUCUGUCUGCUAUGUCCGGUUCUGCCCCUUGGCCUCUUGUUUGCUCUCUUCUCUAUCUUUCUCUUUCUUGGUCACCCUGGUGGCUCUUGUCCCCAGAGUACAUUUGCCUAAUGAAGAUGUUGCCUGUAGUUGAUGUCACAGAAGAGUGAUUGCAUGUUUCCAGGCUGAGCUCUGCAGAGGAAUAAGACAGUAUUUAGGUUUCCAGGGUGAGGCUGGCAAAGAGCCUCUGCCCUGGCAAAUCAGCCUUUGCCCAUGGUUCCUGGAAAACAAGCUUAUCUCCUCUCCCUACCCUAAGCAACUCCUCUUUAUCUGAGCUAAGGCUUUUGAUCGUGGGGACGGGGCAUUGACCAACACUGGAGGCGCCGGCUGCAACUGUUUUAUCAGAGGCUUAUGAGGUGCUUCCUUAUGGCUGUCAGCGGAAGCUCAGGGCUAGCACGCUGAAGCUGAUUUGGAGAGCCUGUGUCUCACUGUUUGUUUCUAUGUGUGGUCAUCAGAGUCACACAGACAAGGCAGGUGUGGGGGCUUCACAGGCAGCACCUGUAAGAUGCUGGUUUCCCCUUAAUUGCUGGUAGAAGGUGGCCUUGCUUUAGCCACGGAGGCCAUGGGAAGGCAAAAGGAGGGAAUGCCAGCCGAAACCCAGUGACCACAUUUGCUUUCUUGUCAGGCUUUAUCUUUCUUAGGUGUUGCCUUAGAGCAGGAACAUACCCAGGGCCAGAACCUCCCACCUGACCCCUGUCCUUGCCACUAUAGGUACCUCCACAGGCCAGAGGGCACAUGACCAUGCCAGCCCUGCUCCCUCACUUGACUCCUGGGAAGAUUGGUGCUACCUAGGAAGAGAGUACAUAGAUAAGACCCACAGAAAAGAGUUGGGGCUUCCCACCUUGCUGCUAAGAUUGCUAUAUAUGGCCAUGUAAUCAUCCUAUGGGUGGGGGAAGGGACAUUUGGAAUGUCAUUUCUAUGUGUCCUUUUUCUUCCGUUCAUGACAAGAGGCUGACAGUAACUCUGGUUCUGAUUUGCCAUUCUAGUAUUGUGUUCUCCCAUCAGGUCUUUCUUUAUCUGUUCUUACUACCUCUCCAUCAGUGUGAUUCUGGUGAUGCACUCUGUGGCUGUGUUGUUCCUAAUGAGGGUGACACAAAAUGACUAUAAAUAGCACUGACUCUGCAGCAACCCAUUUGAAAUUAGGGUAGAGACACACACCCCUCUCCACAGGUUAGGAGGUUGAGCUAGGCUAUAUAUUUAGCCUUUUUUCCUGUUCUCCCACACAUGUGUAAAGACUUCUAAAGGAGUUUCUUUUUGAUUUGUAUAAGAUAGUAUGAGAAACGUGAUAAAGCCAAGAACCUUAACUGAAACAUGCCCUCCUGGUAGUUAAUAAAAACAAAGUAGGAGCUGAAAACAUCUAUUGCUAAGUUGGACUGAGUAGGCAUGGAAGGGCUGGCAUAGACAGUCCAAGGUUCUUGCUGCUGCCUGUUGGAGGGAGAGCUGGUAGAAUGCUGCAAAACCAGAUUUUAGAGAGGAGUUAGAUUUCCUGUCAGAAGUAUUAUAAGACUCCUCAGCUGCCAUCUCUGAACUGAUUCCAUUUAGGAUGCCAGGCAGAGUGCAAAUGAACCCCCAGAACUUGAAGAUGCUCAAGAUUCCAAAUGUCCUAAAUCACAGCCAUAUGUUAGUGAACUUAGGAAAAGCAAUGAAUUUAUCAUUUGUCACUGUGAAUUUAGGAAAAGCAAUGAAUUUAUUGCCUGUCUUUAUGAACAGCUUUGACUUUGGACUAUGCUUUGCAAUCCAAGAUCAUGACUUGGCCAUCUUAUAAGCAGGAACCUCUUAGAAGUCCUCAGAACAAGGACAAAUGGGACCAGCUCUAACCUGGUGGGUUUGUGGAUUAGCUGGGCAUGCCUUCUUUGCUGUCAUUCUUUGUCAUAAAGUAUGGGAGGCGGCCACAUGCUCUGGGAUGCUUGGAUGGAAGAAAAGAUGCUCUGCCCUGCUUCCCUCUUUGUUGAAAGACCCAGUUGGCUGUGCCACUGCUCUGCCUUUCUCUUCAGUUACUCCCACUUUUGCCUGCAGGAAAUUCCACUGUUAGGCCCCUACUUCUGUUUGGGAGGUAUUUUGAGAGUGUCAAGAUUAGCAGACUAUAUACUUGAUGCCUAAAACUGUACACAUUACCCUGGUAACCAAGUAAAUCCAAAUUUAUUUAUUUAUUUAUUUUUUGGUUCUUUGUUGCCCUUUCCCAAAAAUGGAAUUCAGGAUAGCAGUAUUCUUCUAAGUAUCAACAGUUGGAAUUUAAAAAAAUAAAGAGAAAAACUGUUGGAGUGGCCCAUCAUCUCCUACUCCACUGUAAUCCACUGCAGGGCUGGCUCUGAUGGUUAAGAUGAAUCCGCUUCAGGCUGGGAGAUCUGAGAGCAGGAUGCACUGUGUGUUCAGAGCCUUCUACCAAGGUACAUUUCCUUGGCAUUAUGACUUGAUAAAACUGAGAGCAUUUGCUACAACUUUAGCUUUUUUAGUAUAAAAGCUCAAGCCAAGGUAAAUGAGGAGGCCCUUGGGAACACAGUGACCCUUGUACCAGGCUAGGAGGUUACAAGCCCCUGAGACUGAGUGUCCAGAAUAUCAGCAUGCAGGUUCUAUGUUUAACUGCAGGUGGAGUGAUGUGGGUGUUAACUUUUAUUUUGAUCACCUUGUAGUCUUUUAAACCCUUGGUCUCUGAGGCCAAGUCCACAACUUGCCUUCCAGUCACUUGCCUGCUGGUAGAAUGGAAUCAGUCACUAAUCUUUGUGUCCUGUCUUGGCUGGGGCCAUAUAGGAGCAGCUUAGCUACUAAGGCCCAGAGAACCUUUAUCCUCCUUCUCCUUGAAGGAGAGAAAUUGAACUGGUGAAAUCAGCGUCUUCUGCAGCAUGGGAAGAAGAAAAUAAAAAUCUCCUUUCCAACAA